AUGCUCACCCACUGGGCCCCGCUAUUAUCCACCGCCGCCCCGUCGUGUUUAUACCGGCAGGCUGCAAUGGAUAUCACAGCUAAGUACUGCCAUAAGGAGAUGGAAGCCUAUGGCUCCUGUGUCGCCUCCAACCCAUCCAUAUGGCAGGAGAAGUGUCAUGAACUGAAGAUGAAGGUUGCACAUUGCACAUCCUCACACCCGGUGAUCCAGAAGAUCAGACAUGAUUGCUCCAAGCAGUUUGUGGAGUUCGAGAAGUGCCUCAGGGAAAACCAGGGUACUCCGGCCUCCUGUUCUGCCCACGUGGCCCGCUUUCUAGGCUGUGCAGAGACUGUAGAUCUCAGUGGAGUAGAGACAAACCCAGUACCUGUGCCUUCGUAG
Nerophis lumbriciformis (worm pipefish) is the source of this 378-nucleotide messenger RNA. The record is from RefSeq and is a predicted model, not a curated record. Lineage: Eukaryota; Metazoa; Chordata; Actinopteri; Syngnathiformes; Syngnathidae.